This is a messenger RNA of Knipowitschia caucasica, 846 nucleotides long. Lineage: Eukaryota; Metazoa; Chordata; Actinopteri; Gobiiformes; Gobiidae. The record is from the annotation of a GenBank genome assembly.
AUGUUGAAGAACUCUAAAGCCAUGAAAGAGGAACUCAAACGUAAGACAAGAAGCUCUGAUACGCAUACUACGAUGGACAAGCAUGACUACGCCAGUGAGAACCGCUUUGGUAUGUUGGAAAUUGAUGAAGAAUUUUCACCACUCCCCGACUCGCCAGUUAACAGCCCCGCGCCAAAGAAAACAUGCAGUGGGGAGAAAGAGCCUUCAUUACACGCUAUCCUCAAAGCGGUCAACGACAGAGCAGAGGAGGUAAAGGUGCUUAUCAAUCUGAAUUCUGAGGACAUUAAAGAGAUUAAACAGUCGAUUGGGUACUUGCAUGACGAGAUUGAUGAGAUAAAGAAAGAGAAUAAUGCAUUGAAAACAACGUGUGGAAAGCUAAAGACUGAAAUGGAGAAUCUAGAGGAGCGUGUUGCUGAGGCUGAACGAUAUAAGCGCAGAUGGUGCCUUCGCAUGUACGGUCUGCCUGAACAUGAUGGAGAAAACGUGAAGGAGAAGGUCAUGACCAUUUGUCUAAAAGUGGUUCCUGCGCUCGGACAGAAGACAUCGGAGGGGAUUGACGUAGUUCACAGGCUGGGAAGGCGUGAUGCUAACAAGCCCAGAGGGGUCAUCAUUCUGUUCGCUCUCCGCUCAUUAAGAGACGAGAUCUGGAGAAGUGCAAAAAACAACAGCUAUCUACGAGACAACAAGUUGCGCUUUGGAGAAGACUUAACUAAGGAAGACAAGGACGCCAGAGCGGCGCUGUGGCCCAUCAUCGAGCAGGCCCGUAAAGAUGGUAAGAAGGCAUACUUCGUGGGACGUAGAGGAUACGUGGAAGGCAAAGAAGUUCGACGCAGCGUUCCUUCCUGA